This is a messenger RNA of Sorex araneus (European shrew), 804 nucleotides long. RefSeq names its product interleukin 1 beta (gene IL1B). Bases 1 to 804 code for a protein of 267 amino acids. Gene Ontology annotation, molecular function: cytokine activity; interleukin-1 receptor binding. The transcript is spliced from 6 exons. The record is from RefSeq and is a predicted model, not a curated record. Gene Ontology annotation, biological process: positive regulation of gene expression; cytokine-mediated signaling pathway; immune response. NCBI's taxonomy places the organism in Eukaryota, Metazoa, Chordata, Mammalia, Eulipotyphla, Soricidae.
AUGGCAGCAGUACCUGAACUCUCCUGUGAAGUGGCUUAUCACAGUCACAGUGAUAAUGACCUGUUCUUCGAGCCUGAAGAUAGGCCCCAGCAGUUGAAGUGCUGCUCCGAAGACCUGGAUCCCAGCCACUGGAAAGACAGCAGUUUGCAGCUGCAAUUCUCGCACCAGCGCUACAACAAGAAGCUCAGACAUGUUGUGUCAGUCAUUGUUGCUGUAGAGAGGCUGAAGUCUUUUCUUGUCCCUGACUCAGUGGCCUUCCAGGAUGAUGACCUCAGGAGCAUCUUUUCCAUGAUCUUUGAAGAAGAACCCAUCGAGUGUGAACAGGAUGACUAUUUGUGUGAUGCGGCCCUGCAAUUUAGGCAAUGCAAAAUCCGGGACAUAGAACAAAAAUGCCUGGUGCUGUCUCCUGCAUUUCAGCUGUAUGCACUCCACCUCACGACAGAGUCUCUGAACAAACAAGCUGUGUUCUACAUAAGCCUUGUCGAAGGAAAAUACCAUGAACACAAGACGCCUGUAGCUUUGGGUCUCAAGGAUAAGAAUAUGUACCUGUCUUGUGCAAAGAUAGAUGGGACACCCACUCUGCAACUGGAGAGGGUCGACCCCAAUAAUUACCCCAAGUGGAAAAUGGAAACGCGAUUCAUCUUCAACAAAACAGAAGUCAAUGACAAAGUUGAAUUUGAGUCUGCCCUGUUCCCCAACUGGUACAUCAGCACUUCUCAAGAAGAACAAAUGCCUGUCUUCCUGACAAAUACCAAAGGUGGCCAGGAUAUCACUGACUUCUCUAUGGAGAGCCUCUCCCCCUAA